Molecule: messenger RNA, 8681 nt
Organism: Ahaetulla prasina
Lineage: Eukaryota; Metazoa; Chordata; Lepidosauria; Squamata; Colubridae
Gene: FASTKD1
Product: FAST kinase domains 1
Exons: 15
Coding region: 1194-3701 (835 amino acids)
Biological process (GO): regulation of mitochondrial mRNA stability; mitochondrial RNA processing
Cellular component (GO): ribonucleoprotein granule; mitochondrial matrix
Molecular function (GO): RNA binding
Source: RefSeq, a predicted model, not a curated record
AGUGUUCCCAACGUCUCCCCUUCAAGCGCCGGUGUGUAUUGUACGUAACUUUCCAAUAACUAGUCAAUAAUUCAGUUUGUCCUAAGGAAGGCGAACCUUAAGUUCCGUCUCUGCCAAAUUUGAUAAAAUCUCCCAACUUUUUGGUAAAUCACUUCGAAUUAUAGACAUAACACUAAUCAUUUAGUAAAAAUGAUAGUAAUUAUUAAUAAGUUUAAACGAUAGUUUUUUACAGUGGUGGGAUUCAGCCAGUUCGCACCACUUCGGGAGAACCGGUUGUUAACUGGUUUGGCAAACCGGUUGUUGGAAGAAAUUAUUAGGGCAGAGAACCGGUUGUUAAAUUACUUGAAUCCCAUCACUGGUUUUUUUAUAUCCCUGUAAGCGGCCUUGAGUCGCCAUGUGCGAAUAGGCGGCAAUAUAAAUUUUCUAAGAAAUAAAUAAAUGUAUUCAACUUUUAUCCCGCCCAACUCACGGACCCGGGAGGCUCAUAGCAAUCGAAGAAAUUACUGACCAAUACAAUCAAGAUACGGCACAGGCAGAAGUAGAAAUCGGCAUUUAUUUAUGUAUUUAUUUAUUUAAUUAAUUUUACAUCACCAACGUCUGAAUUCCCGCCUGCGAAACCCAAGCGUCCCUCCGUUUAAAGACUACAAUUCCCGAAAGGCAGCGAGCUUGGUCGGUGAGGCACGCCGGGAAAUGGAGGACAGGACCAGAUUGCUUUGAGCGGGCAUUGAACAGGCAGUUACGGAAGCCGAGGAAGCAGGAUUUAAACUCGUUAUUGGAAAACGGCCUGGGUGCUCAAGGCCCUUUUUGUACCUUAGGUGGGAUUCCGCGGCAGGCUUUCACGCAACCGGGAUGGCUUUUGCACCACGUGAUCUUUGAGGAGGAGCCGGCAGUGGGUCAUUCGCCGGGCGUCUACCUUGCUAACCGGCGGCAUGGCCGCUUGGAGGGCACCGCGUGGGUUUAAUUCGCUCCUGGAGAAAGAGGCGGGCUACUGUAUCUUGCAUCGGAGAAUUUCAGCGGUUUGUGCGGAGUUCAGCUAGGUAAUUGAUUUCCAGAUCUAGAGCAAUGUGCUUCGUUAGACGCGAAGUCGAGUACAUCGUGUCAGAAGGUCCUAUCCCCGCUUCUGCGUAAUUUCCAUUGUCAAAGUCAGAAAUGAAGAAAGAAGUCCUGGGUGCCCUUGGAAGAAGCCCAUCCAAAUGACGAAUAUGCUUUGCCUAAGACGUUUUUAUCCAAUUGCAACAAGAUGUUUUAACUGUCGAACUUGGAGCAGCGACACUUUGUUGAACCAACUCAAUAACUUUACAAACGAACACCAAGUGUUCAGUCUUGUUUCCAAGAACAGAGCCAGACUCUCUGAAAAACAUGUGAAAAGUGCAAUUAAGAAACUUGUGCAAGUUCAAAAGAAGAGACCCUGGCCCUCGGAAACUAUGGAUUAUAUAAGAAGUCAUUCUCAGUUUUUUGUGCUUCGCAUCUUGGCAGAAAAUAAGAUUGAAUGUAUGGAUAAUGAAGCAUUGAUGGAUGUGUUAUAUAGUGUGCUCUGGUUUGGUGUUGAUGCCCAUGACUCACUUGUAGAAGAGUUGGUUAUAGAAGGCUGGAAGCGAUUAAACGAACUAACUCCACCUCUGCUGUCUAAAUUUUCAUUGUGUUUACAUGAUCAACAUCUACAUCGUAGUCCGCUCAUGGGUGAAAUAGCUAAUGUGGUAGAUAAGAAAUUGGAUUCCAUACAGGAUUCAAGGGCUUUGUCCGUUGUAAUGAACUGCAUAUCUCCAGUUAUUUCAUGGAAUUUUAAAAAACGGUUAAUAGAAAAAGCAGAUGGCUUGUUUGAAAGAACAAACAUCUCAGUCAAUGAUGCCAGGCGAUUUGUACAGUUUCUCCGGAAUAUCAGUUUUCCGCACUGGCCGCUGCUGAAAAAAUGUAACAGUGUUUUUGUCCAGCAUUCACAUGAGUUACGUGUUGAGGACAUUUCUAUCAUUCUUGGACUCUACCAGAAUUUACAAUUCUACAACACCGAAUUUAGAUUACUUGCCAAAGAAAAGCUGAUAGAAUGUAAAGAUAAUUGCAGUAGUCCUUUGAACGUCAUGCAACUGUUCAUUCAUCUUGCACCCAUAGUACAGCAAGAGAUGCAAAAAGAGUUAAGUGAAAAGAUCCUACUAAUCGCAGAUGAUUUGGAUCGGUACCAAACAUUACUUGUGGCAGAAAAAAUGCAAGAAGUAUACAGAAAUCCACUACUGAUUCAAAAGAUUGUAACCCUCUUUCAUAAAUACUUGGAUCAGUAUAAAACAUAUGAACUCUUGAGAGUGACAAAUGUGCUAGCCAUGCUGCAUUGGCCCAAAUCUGACAUAUAUUCCAAAUUACAAGAAUUGUCAAUCUGCCAUUUACAAGUUAAAAGAACCCCCGCUGAUGUCCUCAUGCUGGUUCAUGUUCUUUCCAAUCUCCCUUUUCCUUAUGUGGAUGAAGCUGUAGUUACUCAAAUAGAUGCUGUCCUACCUCAGUGCAAUCUGAAGCAACUCAAUAGCUUUACCGUAAAUAUCCUAAAAUGGAUGAAACUUCAUAAACCAAAUCAGAAAAGCUAUUCUGGACCAUAUAGGUCACUUUUGCAAAAAAUUAACAGUUGCGCAUUUCAGAGACUUGAGACAAUGAACAAUUUGGAUCUUUUACUGAAGGAAUUCAAAUACUUACAUGGGAAAUGGUUUCAAGAAGUGCUUCUCGAGAAGACCAUGGUUGCUUUACAUCAGUUGAGAGAUCAGAUUACGCCGUCAAAUAUAGUGAAGUUUGCAUCCUUUCUCAUUGGAACCAACUACCGCUCUACACUGUUACUGGACAGAAUAGCUGCAGUUGCCACUGAACAUACUGAUCAGAUUUACUAUUCAGAAAUACAUGUUAUUCUUGUUCUAUUUUCUUUAUUUAAUUAUGAACCCCCUGAAGCUGAGAAAUUUUUUGAGGCUUGCAUUAAUCAUAUCAGUCUUCACUUGGAACUUUUUGAGCCUUCUCUUCUUGUAUUGCUUGGUUACGCUUUGGCUUCUUCUGGGUAUUUUCCACAGAAAGUGAUAAAGGCAAUAUUUAAUAUAGAGUUUCUCUCCAAGUUGGAUGCUGAGCUUCAAAUUCUACCAUGGAAAUCAGCAAGAAAGCCCACCCUACAGCUGAUGGAGCUGAAUCGAGCUGUGUGUUUGGAGUGCCCCGAGCUUCAGAUUCCAUGGUUUCAUAAACGCUUUUGUGAACAGCUGAAGGAAAAAAAGACUGAUUCGUCCAGUCUAUUGCAACAGCAGAUAUAUAUACUACUUGGAGAAAUCCUAGGAAAAAGCCAUUAUGUCAGAUGUUCUGUACUCACUUCUUACUACUAUAGAAUUGAUUUUGAAUUUAUGAUUGACAAAAACAGGAAACCUGUUCCAUAUAUAGACCAACAUGUUGUCACUCCUAAUUCAGACAACAUAGGUUGUUCAGAAGCUAGUCACUCCUGUGGAAAGAAAGGACUACCACCAGGAUUUCAAAGGAUUGCUGUGGAAUUCCUUGAUUCAGAAGCUUUCUGCAAAAAUUCAAAUCACGUCAAAGGAUAUAUUGCCAUGAAAAAGCGGCAUUUAGAGAUUCUUGGUUAUCAAGUUGUUCAGAUCCCUCACUAUGAAUGGAAUUCCAUGGGAUUGUCAUCCACGGAAGCAAAGACUGAAUAUUUAGAAAAGAAAGUAUUGGGAAAAGCUUUGAUAUCCUAGUAUGGAGGGGGGAAAAAACAAUUUUUUAUACGGACUGUAACAUUGAAAAUUAAUUAUUUUUCAGCCUUCAAUAAACUUAUUUUUUUUUUAACAUAAAGACUAUGUUGCAUCUGGAGAUAUCCAUAUUUGGAAUUGCAAAGGGCAGUUUGCACAAUUUACAUUUCUUGCACGAGGCGUGACCGUUUUUGGCCCGCCCGUCCUGACAAAUUACCUAAGGCAUAGUUAUAUCAAUUGACUACUAGGCUGCACAGCAUAUGAGCCUAUCCUUGAGGAGUGCUUAGAAGUUGCUUUUGUUGCAAUAUCUAAUAACUAGGCUGCUACCGAUUACCCAAUCUAUCAUCCUCAUGUUAGAAGACUUGCAAUAGUUGAUAUCUGACGUGAGGCACAAUUUAAGGUAUGUAUUUUCCCUGCUAACACCCUAAAUGUCUUCUGACCUGACUCCUGUUUUAUUAUAAACUUCUCCAGGAAUAAAAGGUAGCUGAAGGGCCACUGUUAAAGAUAUCCCACUAUUGGCCAUUCAGGGAAGAGCUUUCUCAUAUAACUCCUGAGCCAUUGGAAAGCUGCACUGCUAUUGAUUCAGUUUGAACUGCCAUUCAUAAUUAUUUAUAACGCGAGGCUUACUUUUUAUGGUUAGUUGCCUUGCAUAGGCAAGGCCAGCCAAGCAGAAUUAUUUAUUUAGGUCCGGGGUGUUAAACCGGCAGCCCAUGGGCUGGAUGCAUCAAGUGCAGGCCACGUCCACCCCGGCUCCGCAAAGGCAAAAAAGUCAUACAUCACGUGAUGUCACCGAGUUUGACACCUAUGAUUUAGGGGCUCAAUUUAUUAACCAUCUUGAUAGCCAAUAGGUAUAUAUAUUGGGAAGAACAAUUCAAAAUAGGCUAACCUAGCCAACUGUAAGGAUGUCUACAUAUCCCCCAGCAACGUAAACAACAUACAUUGACAGAAUCACAAGUCAUCCCAUCCCGUAUCCUGUUGAAAAGGCUGGGUCUUUUUUCCCUAAAAUUCAAGAAACGUAUGUGGAACCUUGUUUCAAAAGGCAGGGCCAGCCACAGAGAAGGCACAUUUUGGGAGUUCAACCAGUUGGAACCUGGAGAUGAUUGCUUCUGGCAGUUCUUAUUGAUGGGCAAAAAUAACCAGACAAUAGUAGGCUUCUUAAGUGAGUCACUACAGGUAGUCCUCAGCCUGCGACCACAAUUGAGCCCAAAUUUAUGUUGCUAAGUGAGAAAUUUGUGGAGUGUGUUUUGCCCCAUUUUACAACUUUUCUUGCCAGUUGUAGUGAAUCACUGCAGUUGUUAAGGUAAUAACACAAAUGAAUAGUGAAAUGUGAAAUGAAAAACACUAUUUUUUACAAUAGUGAAAAACACUGAAAUUACUAACAGUGAAUUAUAUUUUAAUUUUUUUAAAAAAAGAUUCCAUAUAUUUUUAAAUGCCCAUAAUGUUUGAUGCAAGCUGUUUCCAGAAUUCUUUUUUCUUGUAUAAGAAAUGAAAUUCUACCAUUCCUUGUAAAAUAAUGAUUCACUACUUUGGCUUGGCAUACAAUUGACUGAUUGAUUGAUUUUUCAAGUAAAGAUCUUAUUCUAUCACCUAGCCAUUGAAAUAUCUAUUUCCAUUGUUCAGCAAUAACCUAAUUGGUGAUAGAUAUAAAAACGUAAUGAGUUAUUUUUCAAUUUCUUAUCCCUGGCCACCAAAUAUGUGUAGCAAACCUAACUUUGGCAAAAAUUGACUCUAUUGAUUAAUUAUGUAAGACAUGUAUUUAAGAUAAAUAACACAAUGUGAAAGAAUGUUCCUUUUGACUGAUGUUAACCUUGCUAACAUCUCAGUAAAAAUUGAAAAAAUAGAUGUCAGAUUGUUACUGAAGUUUGAUGUUACCAAUGUGAAAUUUAAGAAGUUAAUUCCUAUAUAAAUUCUGAUUUAAAAAAUGUUCAUGCUGUCGUACAGACUCCCAAACAAUACCAUCAAAUUGUUCUUCUAAGUCAGGAAUGUCAAACACUAUUUCAUUGAGGGCUGCAUCAGGGUCGUGUUUGACCUUCUGGGGGACGUGGCCAGGGUGGGCAUGGCCAGCUCGACAUCACUUUGCUGGGGACACCUGUGGUGGCCCAAGAGCUCUGCCAGCAAAAACGAGCUCCCAAACUCCGUUUUCGCUGGCAGAGGGACCGUGAGCCAAUCCUUCACUGUUUCUAGGGUGGCCCCAUGGGCCAGAUCUAAGCACCCCGCAGGCCAGAUUUGGCCCCCGGGCCUUGAGUUUGACACCCCUGAUCUAAGUCCCAGACUUCGUUUAGUCCUCACCGCAAUCUAUUUCAGAAAAUCAGAUUCAAAAUUACAUCCUUAGGUUCUGUAGGGGAAAAAAAUACAAUUUUUCAAAGAGAGAGAGUUGCCUCGGAUUUUUCCUCUUUUUUUGUAAUAUUCAGUUGAUCUGCCACUAAAAUUGUGGGAUUUUUUGUUCCAAUUGCUGGUCAUAAUUUGUUUAAUUUACAGUACAUCUGAGUUUUUGUAGAUUUUUUUUAAUUUUAUAAAGACUUUUCCUUUUGCAAGACUUCAGUUGUAUCUACGUAGUCCUAGUUGUAUAUAGUCCUUUGUCAUAAUUUGGGUAGCUUAUCAAUAGAAAUGGAGGUGAGAUGCCUGGAAUAAAAUCUGAAAACUUCAUCCUGGAAAUUCAGCAGAUUAUUAUGCUUACAUAAUUCUGUUGGUGAUUUCCAUUUUUUUAAAUUUUGGAAAGGUGUUACUCAGAUUCUGUAUAUGGUAUGUUUAGGUACUGAUUAUCUUGUAUUAAGAAAGCAGUACUUCAAAUGUAUACCAUCAUGUUAGAUUCUGGGAUAGGUGUGUGUGUGUGUAAAUCUUACAAAUUCAGUAUUGAUAUUAACUAUCUUAGCAAUUAGUUGACCUUUAGAGUCUUGGAUUGAAUCUCCCAUGCUAAAUAUGAACUUUCCAUUGUUACCCUUCAAAAAUCUAUGCACUUUAAACCAGGUUUUUUAAAAAAUUAUUAGUGCCUAGAGCAAAAUACUGUUUAUUAAAUAUUUUGUUUUUGGUAUUAUGUAUCCUCUUACGUUUCUUGUAACUUAACCAAAGAUUGUGCAUAACUAAAUAUUCUAUUUUUUUUACUGUAUCCCCCAAUCUUCUAACUUCCCAUGAAAUAUAUGUACAAGUAUCAGCCAUAAAAAAUAACAUCGUUGCUGCUUUUGGAUACUCUGUGCCGUUCGAAUUUAUUCUGAGUUUGUAAGAAUAAACCAUUUGUUGCUUGUGCCAGUGACAAUCUUCUUGCUGUGAAGAUUGAAGCCCCGAGCUCUUGUCAUAUCCAUCCCCUCCACACACAUCUUCCCCUUUAACAAUCCCCAAGCUCUUAAUACCCUUGUUUCCCCACAUAAGAGCUCCUCCUUCCUUUCAAUCUUAGACUAGGGAUUGUAGGCCCACAAGGGAUCACUCUCAGCCCCUUCAUGCUCUAAGCAGGGAAGGGUUUUGCUGCUUCCUCAUCCUCUUCAUGGUUUGUGCAACUGUAUCUGAAGGCCUAAAGAAUUGAGCCCUUUGAACUCUGGUGCUGGAGAAGACUCCUGCGAGUCCCUUGGACUGCACGGUGAACAAACAAGUCGCUCCUAGAGGAGAUCAACCCUGGCUGCUCUUUAGAAGGCCAGAUCCUAAAGAUGAAACUCAAAUACUUUGGCCACCAAAUGAGAAAGAAGGACUCGCUGGAGAAGAGCCUAAUGCUGGGAAAAACUGAGGGCAAAAGAAGAACGGGACGACAGAGAACGAGGUGGCUGGAUAGAGUCACUGAAGCAGUAGGUAUGAGCUUAAAUGGACUCCAGAGGAUGGUAGAGGAUAGGAAGGCCUGGAGGAAUGUUGUCCAUGGGGUUGCGAUGGGUCAGACAUGACUUCGCAACUAACAACAAUCUGAAGGCCUGUUGCCAGCGUCAGAAGGAACGUUCUUCAGGAUUUGUUCAUAUCCUAACAUGGUAGAAAUUACCUCUUUAUCGAUUUCCAAAUUACAAGUUUGAAUAGAAAUCUCAAUUUUAAACAAAUCCCCAUUAAGCUGUUAUUAAUACUUUCAGAGAUGCGCACUAAAUCUGUUUUUACUGAAAUAAAGGACUUUUCCCAUUUCUACUUCAGCUUAUAUUUAAAUCUUUUAAAAAGUUUGGUAGACUUAGACUCCUCUUUGGGAUGGUAGCAGUUACACAAGGAGGUACUGGCACUGUCUUACUGGUUUCACCUUUAGUGGGGAAUCUUCUCUUGAGGGUAACCAAAUGUUAUUAACAGGAGGCCCUAUUUUGGUCUCAUGUUCCUCUUUUCCACGGGGAGGGCUGCCAAUUGGGGGGGGGGUUUGCUCUUUCAUGUAUGCUUUGAUCCCUUUAGUUUGUUGUGAAACACCUCUCUUAGAUGGCUUAUGUUUCUUAAAUGCUUUAGAAGGGAAUUCAGUGCAGAUAAGUCGUUAAUAAUAGUUGCUGAUGCUGAAUAGGGCAAGUUGAGGGACAAGCAAGGCAUUUCAGCCAUCUUCCCAUGAGGCUUUAAAGGUUGGCUGUCUGAUGUGAGAAACCCUUUGUCAUACCCAUUUCUUGAUGUUCCCAGAGCUGAUUGAGAGCUACUGAACUAGAAAUGGCCAAAAGUAGUCAGUAAACAUCACCAUAUUUUAGUAGAAAGUCAAUCCAUUUCCUACAAUCUGAUCCUCAGAACAAGUUCUAAAGUCAGCUGAAAUGUAAACAAAUGACAGGUGGCAUAAACAAGAGAGAAGGGAAAUCCUAAUCCUUUUUUAUAAUCAGAGUGGCCAUAUUUAAACUUUGAUAUUUAUUUUAAAACCGAAGGGUCCGAGACAAAUUGUUGUUAAAUUCAGUUUUAUUUACUGCUGUCUAUAGCCAAACUUAUUCAUAUAGUUAGUAAAUAUUGGGAGGAUCUAAUACUCAACAGAAGUUAAUAGACAUUUAAGACAAAAUACUUAAUUGAAGUUACCAAUCGCUGUACAAGGUAGGCUUACACAACAAAACUAGAGACUAUUUUUUU